Molecule: messenger RNA, 9642 nt
Organism: Plasmodium vivax (malaria parasite P. vivax)
Lineage: Eukaryota; Apicomplexa; Aconoidasida; Haemosporida; Plasmodiidae
Exons: 1
Coding region: 353-9361 (3002 amino acids)
Source: RefSeq, a predicted model, not a curated record
CCCCCCUUUUUUUAGUUACAAAAAUGGGCAUUAUAAGAUAACAAAAUUGAAGAGCUAUCAUACGCGCGGGGCAUAUGCAUAAACGCGUAUACACGAAUAGGCCUACAUGCACCCUAUGUGCUGUACGAGUAUGCGUACUAUAGCAGAGUGGAUAUCCCACUUCCCCACCGCGGCGACUUUGAAACGGUCCGGGUGGAACGAAAAGAAGUGCCACUGCCGAGAAAAGGGCAUUUCUUCACGCGUUACGCAUUUGUGCUAAAGUAAGGUAGUCGCCUCGAACGGCGCUUCGAACAACUGGGCAGACAUUUUCUUCCCAGCCCAUUUGGCUGCAACUAGAGGACCACGUGCAAAUAUGAACGAAAAGGAGCAAAAGAGACACGCCAAAAUUGUAGAAAGCGUAAAGUACACGCAAAAUGAAAAUAUCCUUUUGGAAAAUUUAAAUGCAAUUUGUCAAAAUGAAGGAAAAAGACAAGACAGCCACGUAGUGAUACAACUUAUCGACAUAUUCUUAGAGGAAAAUAAUUACUCGUACAAUGAAAAUGUUUUGUUUAAUUAUAACCUUUUGAAAAGGAACAAGGAGUUACAUUUAAACGCGGAAAGGAAAAAUAAAUCGAAAUUUAGCAAACAGUAUAAAAUAUGUGUGAAGAAUAAAAACAUCGAAAAGGUGAAUGAAGAAGAUGCUUACUAUUUUGCGUUGAGGAAGAAAAAUCUGUGUACCUUUAGUCGCGAAUUUGUAAAUGCCAAAAAAAUUAUUUUUCAGUUCAUCUGCAACAGUGUGUUGAAGGGAUGUGUACAUAUAAAUUAUUUAGUUGAUAAAAUUUACGUAGAUUUUCAAAUUAAGAGCAGCAAAAAUGGGGUUACUCCACAGAGUGGGAAUUAUGCCAAACAUCUAAUUUGUAAUGACGAUUUGGUGAACAUCCUGAUCGAAACGAUCUUCACCCUUUUUGUAAGAAGCCUACAUGAGGAGCAUGGCGAGUCCGAUGAUCUGGAAGAAGAAAAAAAAAAAAAAAAAAAAAACUUUCUUCAUAGCCAUAGUGAUAUUCAAAAAAGCUACCUGAUGCAUUCGAAGGAGCAGAAGGUCAAGGAUGAAGCUCACGACGUGGACGAUAAGAACAUCAAUUUGGUGAACAUUUUAAAAAAACUAAUCACCAUUGAUAAAAGUUUUGUCAAAAAUGUGUUUUAUAUUUUUUUGAAGAAUGUAGAAAAGGACAGCUUUGAAAAGGCGCCCAUAAAUGAAGCCGAACUGUACGCACGCCUUGCGAAUAUGUUUAAAGAAAUUAUUGCCUACUGCGAUGAAUUUGAAAUAGGCACUGUGUACCACAUACUGCUGAAUAACGAGAUGGUACGGAGGAACCGGGCCCUCCGCACGUACGUCGUGGGGCUGUGCAUCCUGAACCUGCGCAAUGUGUAUAACGCGUACAACCUGGAGCUCUGCAUGGGCAUCGUUUGCGGGAAGCUGCGCUUGGAGGAAGCGGGCGGUGAAGAAGCGAGCGGUGAGGAAACAGACGGUGAAGAAGCGGAUGGUGAAGAAGAAGACGGUGAAGAAGCGGGUGGUGAAGAAGAAGACGGCGCCGUACCCAGCGACGAAACCUCCUGUGAUGAACUGCCGGACGAAGAAAGGACGAAGCACCUGGUCCUGUUUCUCCUCAUAUUUGCCCUCAAAAUAUACGACAUCAGUUACCUUAACGGGUGCGUGCAGGAGCCGCUGCAGAGGUUUCUGCGAUUGCUAAGGCGAAAUGUGCUUUCCUUAAAGGACAUAUUUCACCACGUGUUAAAAACGAUCCUAUUUUUUCUCAUUCUGGUGUUUCACAAUUUAAACAUUGACAAGAAUGAAGCGGUGAUGUACAUUUUGGAAUGUUUAGAUAUACUGCUUGAGGUUUAUUACCCUAAUGGGGUGUUCCUCGGGGGGAGCGAUGCGCCGUCUAACAUACUAGGUGAAGGCACUACGAAGGAGGGGGGUAAUGAGGACGCCCAUAAGGCGUGUGAAGAGCAUAACUCGGUUGGAGGUGCAAAUGAUAGGGACCCAUUCUGCUGUGAAGCGGAGGGGAUAACAAAAUCGAAGCGAGGUGAAAGAGAAGCUUAUACUAAUAUGAGCGAAGUGGAGGGAAGUGGCCUGAAGGAUGACAGUUCAAUCCGCUCCAAGUGGACCCCCCACCAGAUGAACCUUUUCCAAUUUAACGUCUCUCCGUUGCUCCUAUGUUUAACGAUUCCUAUUCACCUUGAGUACAACCUUAACCAGAAGAGCGAAGAAAAUUCGAACGGGGUCAAUCGAAGAGUUAUGGAGACCUCGAGGAGGCUGAAAGGUAAGUGGGUUACGUUCUUCACAAAUUAUAAUAACCACUUUUUGGGCUACUUACGGAGGAGAGACAUGGGGAUGGCCCUCCAUUUUGACGAUGGUGUUAGCGGACGAACCCCCUCAACACUGUUCCACGGAACGAAGUGGAGGGGGGGAAACCACCUCAGCAUAAUGGAAAACAUAAUGGAGGAGGUGAACUACCUCACCAGUGAAGCAAACAAUUUAACAAAAGAAGACGUUUUGGAAGUCCUCUGUGUAAAUAACAUUUUAUUUUAUCUGCACGAGGUGUACGUCCACAUCGAUCUGAUUUAUCUGAAGCGCUUCUUCCAAAUGUGCGAAAAUGAUAAGCAAACAUUUCGAUGCCUAGAUGUGGUGCGCGCAAACCGAGAGUUGCUUGUGCUCUCCAAAAUGAACACAAAAUUGUGCAUUAACACUUUUGAAAAUUUGAAAAGUGAAAAAAUAUCGAAAGUGAAUUUUGUGUACAUCAAUUUGUUGAUGCUGUCCCUGUUUGAGGCCAAUUUGUUUUACGUUUUUAAAUUUAUGUCUCAUUACUGUUUGAUAAAUUCGUUUGACUUGUUGAGGUUUAUUCCUGCUUUGCUUUUUGUGUAUAAGAUGUCUUUCUCGAGUUGCGCAGCUCAGGGGGGGGGCUCUUCCCCCCCAGGUGGGUCUGCUCCCUAUGGCGAGUGUCCCCCUGGUGAGUCUUCUCCCCGGCAUGCGUUUGUGCUGAGGAGCCUCAUCCUGCACGUGCUGACCAAAAUCGGAUGCAGCGAUAGGAACAUCCCAGUUGUCUAUAACUGCAUUUCUAUUUUGCUGAACAGUGGGAGUGCCCAAGAGGGGGGGGAGGAAGGCUUGUCAGUGGGCCCCGCUGAGAGGUUAGCUCGCCCCACCGACGAUGGGGUAGAAGCAGAUGUACAGAAGGGAGGACAAAGGAGAGGACACUACAAUGGUAAAAUGGAGGGGAGCCUUUCGGACCAAAUUCUGUUCAACAAGUUGUACUUCCUACACUGCUACGACAAAUUAGUGGACGUGAACGAAAAUAUAAUCAGCAAAUAUUUCAAGUAUGUGGAGGGUACCUUCGAAUUGGCUAGCCACACUAGGAAGGAUGGCUUCGAUGUGGAGAAGAAACAGAUCAUCCGGAAGAGCAGCAAGGGGGGGAAGCCCCCCCCAAACGAACCACAUCAGAAGGAUAGUAGUAACAAGGGGAUCACCAUCGACUGCAUGACGGAGGAAGAUGUGGGCGUCCUUUUUGACUUAAAAAAUGUGCUCAUCCUGCUGAAGCUGUGCAGAUUUUACAACGUUAGCAAUUAUAUCAACAGCAUCAUAAAGAUGAUAAACUCCUUUUUUAAAAAAUACAAAAGUGGGAGUUCGCUUCAGGGGUAUGUUGGCAAGCUCCAAAAUGGCAUUAUCAAAAUGAGCAUACUAAUUUUGGUGAUCCUCUCGAUGAAGAAGUACAUAGAGUUUGAAAUUAUUUACAAUUUGCUGAAGAAGAACUUUUUGAAGAGCGCGGUGGGCAGUGGAGGGAACGGCGGGGCAGACAUCAUCUGCUCCGUCAUCUCCUUCACGAGGCACUACAUCAGGCACAUGAUUUAUGACAAGGAGAAGCUGUGCGCCGAGCAGUAUGAUAUUCUCUACCAUACGAAGCUGAAAUAUAUUUUUAAGGACUUUUACAAAUUGCUCGGCGUGAACAAUGAGGGUGUCUUGGCCGAGAUUGUCAACGUCAUGUCGGUGGUUUACCCGGUGUACCACCAGCAUUUUGAUGUGAACGCACAGGGGGGUAGUGGCGGCGUCGGUGGAAGCAUCAGUGGCAGCGUCGGUGGGGCUUUAUUCGAACCAGGGGAAGGCGGGCCAGAGGAUGAGGCCCAGUAUAUAGCCCAUACAAUUAGCAGCAGCGGCGGCGCCAUGUAUAGUGGCAACCCCGGGGUGUGCGAACUGAACGUGCAAGAGAAAAAGAACCUGCUGAGUCUCUUCUUCGACAAGAACUUCGUGCACGAAUCUUUUGUGAAAAGCGGGUCGCAGCAAAAUAUUUAUGAGAACAUACAGAAGGCCAUUUUGAAGGACGAAAUGGACAACCUGUCCCUGUACAAUUUGAGGAAUGAAAAUAGCAGCAAUAGCAACCACCUGGUGAGGGUCCUCUACAAGCUAUUCAACUCAAACAUUAAAAAUGACAAAAUUUCUAAUUUUAAUUAUUAUGUGAAGUUACUUCUCACCGAUAAGUUUCAACACCUCGGGGAGAUCAUUUCCAUUUUGAAGAACUUGCCCUUUUUUCACGUCCACUACGUUUCUUUCUUUUUCUACGUGGUGAAUUGCUUCUUCGAGAAGAUGCGAAGGAAGUUUGACGCUGGGGAAGAGUUCAUUCUGCACGUACAGGGGAGAGCGGCUGAAGAGGAGGUCCCAAAACAGGACAGAUUUAGUGAAAAAUCGAAGGGGGGUGCCACCCCUCCGGAGGCAGCCAAAAAAAGAGUCACAUACGAACUUAUCUGCAACAGGAUGUACGAAGAAAUAAAGCAAAUCAUAAGCGAGGAUAACCUGAACGUGUAUGUGUUUUACCCCGUAUUGAGUAUCCUGUGCAAGCACAACAAUGACAUUAACGAGAUUUUAAAUUUCUUCUACGAGCGAAUUGACUCGUAUGUUAAGGACAACGAUAGCAAGUUGCAGGGCAACAAGAACGAAGUUGUUUUGAUUUUUCUUUGCCUAAAUUAUAUUCACACGAGCGUUUCUCAGGUUCCAAACUUUUAUUCGUUUCUUACGAACCUGUUGGGUGAAGUGGCCGACCGCAAAGUGAGGAACGUUCUCCUGCUGUGCCUGAGUUCCUGCUGCUACUACACCAAUUUGAGCGGCGUGGAAAUUUCGACGAUUCUGGCUCUGCAUAGGAGCGUCUUGAGCAGUGGCGACGGGAUCAACUUGGCUCACCCCUCCGUGGGCGCCAAAAAUGGGGACAAUGACAGUGGCAGCGGCAGUGGCAGUGACAUGGUCAGGGAUAAUGCGCAACACGCCGCUGACGAAAUGGAACCGCGCGACGACGAUGAGAACAACCUGCAUUUCUUCCUCUCCCUCGGGAACCUCUGCUUCUACCUGUACAAGCACUACAACAGCUACACGUUCGACGAGACGGUCAAAGGGUUUUACGACGCUUUGGUGAAGUCGCUACAGAGAAGAGUCGAUAACGCGAUUGUCCCCCUGGCGAACGUUAUGAUGUACCUUUACAUAAAAAAAGUGAUCGACGUGCACGAAAUGAUGAGCACCUUCAAAAUGGUGGUGAUCAGUCUGCGGAGCGGCCUCGUGUACGAUUCGAAGUACGUCGUUUAUGGUCUCUGCUCCCUCUACCGCGUCUUAACUUUUUAUUACAAGAAAAAUUUUGACUUCUUUGUGUGUGAAGAGAGUCCCUUGGGGGGGGAGACACGUAACGAUUUAGACGUCAAGGGAGAUGGGUGUGGCACAAACCAAAGUGAAGGGCUCAAAGAAACGAUGCAGUGCCUAUCGCGUAGGAUGCACGAAAUGAUUGUAUGCUACUUUGAAGAAUUGGACGAUAAGAACGUGAGCCUCAUUUCGUAUUGCAAUUUGAUUGGGAUAAGAAGCCUGGGCGUGGAGAGCAUUUCGGCCGACUACUUCCAUUCGAACGAAUGCUCCAAUAUGACCAUUUUGUUUAUGAACAGAUUUAUAAAAAAAGAUUUCGAAAUUAAAAAGUGCGUAAGUGCAACGAAUAACAUUUUGGCCUGCACGGAAUCGGAGGACGAAGGGGAGACCAUCCACGGCGGGGGUAGUUCCACGUGGAGGAGGAAAAAUGUGAGAAGUGGUGGUGUGGGAAAAGAAACCAGCACUUGUGCAGAACAAGACGCCAGUUUGUUCCUUUAUCGAAAUGAUAACUACAAACUGAAUAGCGACAUUAUAGUGAACGACCACGGCACCAUUUUGACGCUGAUUUAUCUGUUCUGCUAUAAGUACUAUGAAGAGGUAGAUAGAUCCCUCAUUAGGGUGGACAAUUUGGAGAAAAAAAAUAUGCUCUACCACGUCUAUGCGAACUUGCUGAGGGUGGAAAAUUACAUAAAGGGGUUUUUAAAAGGGGGGAACUUCCUCGACAUUGACGCAAACUCUUUUGAGAAAGAUAAAGAGUAUGAACAAGUUAAGUUGCAUAUGACGUGCCAGAUGGAGGGGGGAGAUGUGGAGUCCCUACACCUGUUUGGAACGGAACUGUUUGACCAUUUGGGAAGCUUCCUAAAAACGAUGAAGCUCAUAAAUUAUGUAAAGUUAGACGUCCAGAUAAAGGACGCCGUGCUAAACAUAUACUCCUAUGUAACCAAAAUGAUAAAAAUCUUUUACAUCUUCCUCCAAGUGAUGAUUGAAAAGGUUACGCAAAAUGUAAGCGAUAACAUGAAAAGGUAUUACGCAGUUUAUGAGGAGUUCAUAAGAAGGGUGCAAAUUUUAUACGAAUGUAGAGUCAGCGUAUUUGAAUUUUUCUCCCUUUUUAGCUGCUUUAACAAUUCCUAUGGCCACAUUUUCUGCAACUUCAGCAACUACUUCGAGGGGUUUAGCACUUAUGAGAAGUAUAUGUUCGUUAAGUGCAUUACCAAUUUUAAGCGAAUCAAAAAGGAAGAAAUUAAGUUUGUCUAUUUGAAUGUUUUAAAAGGGGCGAAGUUGUUUCAUGAGGACUCUUCUUUGUGGAUCUACGCCAUUUCGAUACUUAACAUUUUGCUCAAAAGGAUUUACAAAAGUGCCAGGGGAAGGGGGAAAGUCGAGGGGGACGCGGAGAAGAGUUACUAUGACUUGGGCUCCUACGUCAAAUUUGCCUUCGUCGCCGUUUUUAACGAGACGGUGUUGGCUCGCUUCAGGGACAGCUACUACGGUCACCACUCUGUGUAUCAGCGCCCGGGCGAACAGUACGAAAAUUACAACUGCUGCAACUACCACUGCCAUACGGGGGGGGUUGCAGAAAAUGGCGAUAGCUCGCCCAACUGUGACAAAUGGAAAGAUCGACUUCGUUGCGAAGACCCCACGGGGAGAAGCACACGGGGGGGAAGACACACCAGUGCCACCUGUCCGAAGAACCCCCCGUACGUGGACGUCCCCUUCAACGUCAUGCUGUGCAUAGCCGACUUCCUCGCCCACCUCUGCAAAAUAAUCAUCAAAGAAAAGCUAGACGAAGAAAUAGACGUGGAUGAACUUUUGAAAAAUUUCCCCGUCCUCAUUCAGGGGUACGUCAUGCUAAAAUUGAGGGUAUCCUUCAAAAGGUUAAAUUUGAUUAAAAAUAAAAUCCUGUUUUAUGAACCGAAGGGCCAUUUUACAUUUAAGGAGAGGCUACAGGACUUCUACUGUGCCCAGGAGAAACUCCGAAAUGGGGAAAGAACCAUCUCGUUAACAUUAGAUGAUGAGAAACUCUUCCACUUUUUCCACCACCUUUUUUGGGUAAAGGAGUGCAUCUCCUUAGCGUACAUAUAUAGUCACUUUGCAGAGAAGCAGAAGAUCCUGGACGGCCUGCUGCAAAUGUGUAGUGUGUCUCAGGUUAACAAGGACUACCUCUACGUUGUGGUUACUUCCUUUGUUCUGUUUUGCAUGAAGUGCAAGAACAGUUCCUUCCUCUUGAAUAAUUUCAUGUACAAUUUUGGCCCCCUCAGCGAGGUGAGCGGCUUAUUGGGGGAGUUUUUAUCCGAGGGGGAGGGCGUGCCCUUUCCGUUUUGGGGCGGCGAGGCCAAGCGGGAGGACCUGCCCAGUGAGCGUGGCGAGCAUAACGAUCAUGGUGAGCAUAUCGAGCAUGGCGAGCACAGCAGGUUGGUUUCAAUCGCGUUGGAUUCCGGCGGGUUACAUUCUACCAAAUUGUACCCACAUGGUGACCGCUCUACGAAUAGUCACACCAGUAAGGGCAUCCCUGGGAACGGCACCACCAAGGGGGGAAGCACCCCCCCGAAGGAUGUCGAACUUGCGAAAAUUCUUUUCAUCAUCGAGGAAGAAUUCGUAAGGACGAAAAUGAGAAAUUCGUUUCGAAAGAGCACACACACACAGCGGACGGAAGACAACAACCUGCUACAUGAAUUAUUUUUAAAAAAAGAUAUGUUCUUUUUAAAAAAAUUGGGAAUAUUUUACAUGAUAAAAAAUAAUGAACAAAGAACAAAGUUGCGGGGAAGCUACAACAAAUUGAUUUCGCUUUUUUGCAAAAAAGAAAAACAAAAUUUGUUUAUCAAACCGGGAAAUAUACGCAGGGGUGGAAAUGAUGCGGAUGACAUUGCCACGGGGGGAUAUACCCAAGACUUUGUAGAUAACUCCUACAUGAACGUGACCUUUUUUAACUCCAAUGUGGAGGAGAAUGCCUUCAUUUCGGGGGAGCGCGAAAUCUUCACCAAAUAUUUGAGCGUCCCUCUAUGUAUGAAAGAUGUUUUUACCUUUUUCGAAUUGAAUUUGAAUAAAAAUAUUUUGACUAGUAGUUACAACGAACUGUUUGGUGAGCGGACUACCCGCGAUGGGAAGAAAACGGACGGCGCGAAGGAGUCGGACAGUGAUGAGGCGAACGUGGACGACUCCAGGGGGGGUAAGAACAGGCACGAUGACGAUGCGCCCCCAUUUUCAGACCUAUCAGAUGAUGACGAAGACGAGAAGGAUGGCGAUAGCCUUAAGCAUAACAACAACCAUAACUACAACCACAACGAUGGUGGGCAGAGCAACGAUAUGGAAAAAGCCUCAUUUAUGGAAAAGCAACGGAAAAAAAAAAAAAUUUUACUCUACGAUAGCACGCUGCUGAACUAUCUGAGCAGCAAAUAUUAUUCCGUUAGCAAUUACGAACUGUACAUAGUCCAUAUGGGGUUUAUCGGAGAGGAUGUUCGGGAGGCGUUGUUUGAGGGAAGCGCCACCUCCAACGGCGGUAACAAUCACCUUCGCAGAAAGAAGCUGACAGAUAGGCUCGCUAGGCAGUUCGCCCUCCUGCAGACCUUUUUUAAAAAUUUAAGUUUCUUCUUCAUGACCUUCCCCAAGGGGAUCGUUUUAAACAGCUCGGAGUACUUCUUCCCCGACAACAAAAGCCAUUUCGUACAGAAGGUGAUAAGCUUCUUGUGGCAGGAGUACGUCAGCAAGUAUGGGUGACGGCGGGGGGGUUCUCCUGGUUGCGCGCAGAGCAGGGGGCCACCACGUGCACGCGUAUAUACAUAUGUGCAUAUAUCGAUACGUACACAAGCGCAUAUAUUCAUAUGUACAUAUAUUCAUAUGCAUAUAUAUGUGGAGCUCCCAUCUCUGGGCUGCGCCCUUUUGUGGAGUGCCACCCCAUGGGCCGAACUUUUCCCACCGACGCGGAAAAUACCACUCUUCCGCAAAAGGGUGCGCAAAAAGUGCGGGUGAUAGGGUGAUGGGGUGGUGUAGUGAUGGGG